Messenger RNA from Monomorium pharaonis (pharaoh ant), 1060 nucleotides. Its product is annotated as protein POLR1D. The transcript is spliced from 3 exons. Lineage: Eukaryota; Metazoa; Arthropoda; Insecta; Hymenoptera; Formicidae. The coding region runs from base 425 to 664 and encodes 79 amino acids. The record is from RefSeq and is a predicted model, not a curated record.
CAUCAAUUAUCAUUUUGACUGUCCACGAUAAUCGCUGCCGCGAUUUAGCAGACUUUCGUCUUCUCCACGUCACGUUGCAAGCCAGUAGUCAGUUUUUCAUAAAUAAUUUAUCGCUCGGGUGUGUGACGCGACAAAUUCUCCGGCAAACAUCUCUCCGCGUCCAUGAUUCAAACGUUGCGUGCCUGAAUCAGCUGUGAAAACAGCCAUCUUAUAAUUGUCAGCUGUCGCCUGUCGCGAACAUUAUCGCGAUUAUAAUAUUAUCGUGAAAGUGUUGGUCUAAUCAGUGUGACAGCUUUUAACAACUUGGGUGAUUUUUGCGAAAUAGCUACGUGAUGUUUGAUUACAAAAGACUGGCAUACACAUCGGGCACGUCGUGAUUACUGAAACAAGAUCUGAGACAAUAACAAUUCGUGACAGACGAGACAUGGAUGAUGAAACGUUGAAUAGAUUAGCAGCUGAAGCUUUAUUGGAAGAAGCCAAACUUGGUGCACGAAGAGCCGAAAUAAUGGGUCCCAGUGGAUGGGUAAAACCUAAAGAAACCAUUAACAAAAGAUUUCUCCAUUCAACAUUACGAAAUGCAGUAUUAUCAAAUAAACAUCAAUCACUGAAGCAAGAUAAAAUAAAAAUUCAACCACGUAAAGCAGAUACUGUUAAAAAAUCAUAAUACAUAAAUAGUAUUGUUCUUAUGUAUUUGUUUUAAUAUUUCUGAUAUGUAUUUUUAAAAAUAUCUCAUUUCUCACUUAAGACGAUUUUUGGCGACUCGUUUGGUAUAUGUACCAAAGCGUACCAAACUGUACCAGAACCAAUGAGAUAUAAGUAAACUUUUAUCUUAUUGGUUCUGGUACAGUUUGAUACAUGUACCAAACGAUCGCCAAAAAUCGCCUUUAGAGGAAAAAAGAAAGAUGUGCGUUUAAACAUUAAUUGGUACUAAAGUAAACGAUUGUAGUUGUUUUUAUUUAUUCUAUUAGAGUACAUUCAUUCGUGAUAAAUAUUACAUAUUUUUGUAUGAAAUAAAAAAGAAUUCUAUAUAAAUAUACCAAUAAACUGUGUGUAAAGUGAA